Molecule: messenger RNA, 2571 nt
Organism: Suhomyces tanzawaensis NRRL Y-17324
Lineage: Eukaryota; Fungi; Ascomycota; Pichiomycetes; Serinales; Debaryomycetaceae
Gene: ULP3
Product: SUMO protease
Exons: 1
Coding region: 1-2571 (856 amino acids)
Biological process (GO): proteolysis
Molecular function (GO): cysteine-type peptidase activity
Source: RefSeq, a predicted model, not a curated record
AUGAGCUCCCAUAAGCCACGGUUAAAGGACAAACCGUUCAAUUCGAUCAGCAUAAACAAACGAAAACAGGGCGGAGGAGCAAAGCCCAUCAGUACCUUAACAAAAAAGAUUGAAGCCCAGGAUCAUGAUAUACUAAGAGCUCAAAGACUCCGUGAAGAGCUCGAGCAGACUGGGGGGAAGAGCCGUACAAACCAAUCCGAGAUCCCAUGGAACAACCUGUCACCUAGCAAGGACCCUGUUCUGACCCCCAAGUCUCCUAAUAUCACACAUGCAGCCCAAACAAACCCCAAACCCCAUACAGACGUGUUCAAGUUCGAACUCAGAUCCCUCCUUCAUAACAGCAAGCUUUACAAAUCGGUGGGAUUUGCUAGUUUGAAUCUUCAGAUAGACUCAGAUGACACAAUAUACUUUACCCUCAAUGACAAGCUCAUCAAUGACACAUCUGUAUUGAAAGAAACGAUUUCCCAGUUCUUCUUCUGUGAUUACUCGGUCCUCAUACGCUUCAAAGACGGCGGCUUUGCAGUAGCCAAGCACGGAGGCAGGGACUCGGACUUACGGCAGUACUUCAAAGAUAAACCAGAUUGGAAUAUUGACACCAGUGUGACUUUGGAAAAGGAACAAUUGCACAAAUUCCUCAAAUCCAAGAAGCAAGAAAGACAAGAAUUCUCGAACCCGUUGGAUAACAUUCGAAGAAUAUCUCCUUCCAAAAUGUAUGGCAAAGAAGAAAGCGGCCGAGCCACCAGAUCGAAAACAAAAGAAUCUAGAGGUUCCUCUUGGGAACCAAUAAGUCUUGACAGAGACGGCGAAGAAGAAGACUUGAUCACCAAACCAAGAGAGGUUCCAUCGGCGUUCUCACCAGACUUAAAGCAUAAAUUUAGAUCAAACAAAACAUUCACUAUUGGCUAUUCUGAUUUCAAAACUCUUUUCAACAACGACUGGAUCAACGACUCGGUGAUUGACUUCUUCAUUGAAUACGAGAUUGAUAACGCUACAUAUGGAAGCAAAAUACUCGACCCUAGUCUGAUAUAUGCAUUUAACUCAUUUUUCUUUACAAAACUCAUUACGGCGGGAGAGGGGGAAGUGGAUUACUACGGAAACAUCAAACGGUGGGUGAGCAAAUUAGAUCUUCUCCAAUAUCCAUAUAUUAUAAUGCCAAUUAACGAAAAUGCUCAUUGGUACUGUUGCAUUAUCAGAGGCUUGCCAUUGCUUAAAGAGCAGUCCAAAUCUGAAGACAGUGCAGAGUCAGAACUUUUGAAACAAAAAUUACAGAAAGCUCUUCAAGUACCAGACAGUCAAGAAAAGUUUGACAAGUUCAAUAUUUCCGAUGAUAAUAUUGGAGAAGAAACAGACGAGACAGAAGAGGUUAGCUCCGAAUCUCUGGACGCUAAGAAACACACUAAACAAGUGGACAUAUUUGUGUUAGAUUCUCUCAGUCAAAGACACAGCAAUAUCAGUUGGCCACUCAAAAAAUUCAUAAUUGAUUACAGUCAAGACAAGUAUGGCAUUGAGGUCCACAAGAAUCAAAUCCGCGUCCUGACAGCACGAGUUCCAAAGCAGAACAACUUCAAUGAUUGUGGCAUCCAUGUGAUCUACAAUAUCCGUAAAUGGCUCAAUAACAUACCAGAAUGUGAGAAGAUAUGGAGAGGCUCUUACCUGAAGCAUGCAAUGAGAACUAUGUUCGUGGCUGAGGAAAGGAACGGAAUGAGAAACCAGCUCAAGGAUAUUUUGUUAAAAUUGCAUAAGGAGCAAAGGGUUGAUGAGAAGAAUGUCGAGCACGAUGAUGCUGAUGAUGACGACAUUGAGGUAAUAGAAGACCCUUCUCAAACUCCUACACCAGCAGCUGGAUCCAGAAGUGCAAGUCCAGUUAAGCAGUCGAGGCCUUCUACCCCUGUUCCCGAAACUCCAACCAGAGUGGACCAAAAGUCUCUAGCAACAUCUCUGCCGGCAAGAACGCUCGAUCCAAAGGUCCAGCUGGGGGAAAUCUUGAUAAAUGAGUCUUUGAACCGUAAGUUAGCAGGAUAUGCAUUAAAGCCCUACAUAGUGGAAAUGUUGAACGAACUCUUCAGGAAAAAAAACAUGGAGUUGAGUUCUGCUAAACUUACCUUGGUGACUGAGUUAGUGAAGAACAUCAAUAGCUUGCAUCAACUCGACCCUCGAGUGAAAAGUUACUGCAACGAGUUUGAUUCCAAGUAUCAGCAGUUGUCCAGUACAUCGGAAGAAAGUCAGAGGCCCAAAAACCAACCGUUCAAGAUCGAACAUCAAGAGCUGGACCUUUCUUCCAACCACGAGGUGAGCGAAAUUCUUGAUUAUUCAUCAGAAAAUCCUACAAUGUUGGAGGACUCUGAUGGAAUCAAUCAGAGCGUCGAUGGAGUAUCACAAUUACAUAUUACCAACCGUAAUACGGUUAGUAGCCCUCUGAGCAAGGGAUCUCCUCGAGGAAGACAAUUUGGGUCCAUAAACUUAGGAAGAAAGAGCGACCCAUACCAAAGUCCUGUGGGCUCUCCCAUGAAGGUCAACAGCGACAGUAGCCAGCCAUCAAGAUCUCCUUCCAAGAGAAGAAAGAUACACUGA